Messenger RNA from Rhea pennata, 1312 nucleotides. Its product is annotated as transcription factor HES-5-like. The coding region runs from base 51 to 536 and encodes 161 amino acids. Gene Ontology annotation, cellular component: nucleus. Lineage: Eukaryota; Metazoa; Chordata; Aves; Rheiformes; Rheidae. The transcript is spliced from 3 exons. Gene Ontology annotation, biological process: anterior/posterior pattern specification; regulation of transcription by RNA polymerase II; regulation of neurogenesis. Gene Ontology annotation, molecular function: RNA polymerase II cis-regulatory region sequence-specific DNA binding; protein dimerization activity; DNA-binding transcription factor activity, RNA polymerase II-specific. The record is from RefSeq and is a predicted model, not a curated record.
GUCUCCUGGACUUCCACACUUCUGAGGUCUUCCUUCCUCGCUCAGGACAAAUGGCUCCCAGCACUGUUUUCAUGGCGCCUGACACUCUGCUGACAGCAAAAGAGAAGAAUAAACUCAGGAAGCCGGUGGUGGAAAAAAUGCGCCGUGACCGGAUUAACAGCAGCAUCGAGCAGCUGAAACUGCUCCUGGAGAAGGAGUUCCAGAGACACCAGCCCAACUCCAAGCUGGAGAAAGCCGACAUCCUAGAGAUGACUGUUAGCUACCUGAAACAGCAGAGUCAGCUGCAGAUGAAGACUGCAGGAUGCUUCCGUAAAAGCUCUCAGUUUGACUUCAGAGAGGGCUACUCUAGAUGUCUGCAAGAAGCUUUCCAUUUCCUCUCUCUCCAUAAAGUCCAAACAGAAACACAGACCAAACUUUUAAGCCACUUCCAGAAGAGCCAGUCAGCUGCUCCAGAGUUUACCUUUUCUUCUGGCAAUCACAGCACCCCGAAGCAAGGAUCUCCAAAAGACGUCAGUGCUCUCUGGAGGCCCUGGUAGUCAGAGAAGUCCUUACUUAAUGGACAUUUGCCUUGUAGAGUCCAGAGGAAGGAUCUGACUGCAUCUGAUAGUCCAGCUCUGAUCCUCUCUUCCGUAGGGAAUAUUAUUUUCCCAUGUAUUUUAUUAAUGUGUGGAAAGAAUGGAAUACUUUUGACUUUUAUGCAAUCCUUUGGCAAAAGUUCAGGCAUUCUGUUGAGUGGUAUUAAUGCUGUGUAGACACUGGUGAUAACAGAGCACAGCAUGUCGCCCAGUCAGAGGGCAAAUGUCUUCAUAAUGAAGGAGGUAUUUUUGUAGAUGUUGCAGUUGUGACAGACAGGAAUUGCUGUAGGAGAGAUUUCUCUAGUACUGCUUGUAAGGGCCAUCAGCUUUGCUCUGCCUUGAGUAGGAACACUUGUUUGCUCAGUCACUCUAGAGAACACCCCUUGCUUCAUGCACACUUGGUUAAACACUGUUUUCCCCACUUGCUUACAACUUAUAAAUAAUCAAAGAUCAUUUUUGUUUUGUUAUGGUUUUUCCUUAAUGACCUUUUCAUAGUCUUAGUAUACAAAGUGUGAUGGAUGAACAGAGGCUAGGAACUGCAUGGAAUAUUUCUACAGUUUUGCUGCUUUUUUCAUUUUAGAAAAAAAAAAAGUGUUACUGCUUUAUGUUAAAGAAAGGAUAGUAGAUAAAAGGCUUGAUUGGUUGAUGUUAUACAUUUUGGGUAUAAGCUAUGCUUUUUCUAGCGUUUUCGUAUUAAUAAUGACUUUUGUCUGUAUUGAGUGGUUUAAUUCACUGUG